Molecule: messenger RNA, 1546 nt
Organism: Lotus japonicus
Lineage: Eukaryota; Viridiplantae; Streptophyta; Magnoliopsida; Fabales; Fabaceae
Exons: 7
Coding region: 358-1113 (251 amino acids)
Source: RefSeq, a predicted model, not a curated record
CGAAAUUGUUGUCAGUUGUCACACGCAAAGAAGUGAGAGUUUUAGAAUUGUGAGGGUGCUAGCGAAUAUGCGUCGAUGGAAAGAGGAAGAUUCUUGAGUAACCAGCAUCUUCCUCUCUCUUAUUCUAUUCCCCUUUUUUGUUUCCACUCAAUAAGCCGCUUCUUUUCAACUGAAAUCAACCACCACCUUCCACAUAUUUAAAGCCAUAUCUUUCUGAAUAUUGCAUUUUACUUCACAGCAGCAUUAAUUAAUUUUUCCCUCAGCAUUUUCAGCUGGCACGCAGCACUCUCCAACCAACUGGUGCCAGCAAUUUCUUGCUGGUAUUCAAGUUGAUCUGCGUCUUGUGUGAGCAAGAAGAUGAAUCAAGAGAAUACACUUAGUAACAGUAGAGCCCUUGAAGGUGUCCAUGGGAUCCAUGUGGUACCUCAUUCACCAUUUACUUUGACUGAAACUAAUCAAAGUGGAGACUUACAUCCAUCAACAGGUGGAAAGUCAGCUUCUGAAGCAAAUCAGCUGCUGUUUAUGCAACGAGCAUGGCAACAAAGACCUGCAUGCUUGAGACCCAUCCACUGUAGUACAAGUUGUCAUGGAGAUCAGCAUCUUGCUGAAACAGUUGCAAAUGUGCUUACUUCGAUUCCUUUUAUAGCUCUUGGAAUGCAUGCUCCCAGGAAGAAUCUCACUUCUAAGUUGUAUGCUAAUUCAUUAAUUGGAGUUGGAGUGGCCUCAAGCAUGUACCAUUCUUCAAGAGGGAAAUUGAGGAAAUACUUGAGAUGGGUUGACUAUGCAAUGAUAGCCACAACAACUGUUUGUUUGUCAAGGGCCCUCAGAAAUGAAAACCCAAAGUUGCUGAUGGCAGCAUCUGCUGUAUUUCUUCCAGUUAAUCCAUUCAUGGUUUCAGCUAUUCACACUGGGAUGUUGGAGGUAGCAUUUGCUAAAAGGGCAUUGAAAGAUCCAGAUUUGAGAAUGGCUCACACAGUGCAUAAGAUGUCAACAUUACUGGGAGGUUUUCUUUUCGUAGCAGAUGAUUUAUUUCCCAGAACUCCAUACCUUCAUGCUGCAUGGCAUCUUGCUGCUGCUGUUGGUGUAGGAACCUGCAACAAGCUUCUUGAAUAGCAUGGAAAGUAUGCAAUCUGCUAAGAGUAGCAUCAACAUAUAAUUUGUCGACCUUACCUUGUGAUCAGCAAUGGUUAAGAUUAUAAGUAGUACAUUGAACCCGUUUGGACAAAGAACAUUUAUUGAAGCUUAUUCAGUGUUUUUCCUAGUAGAUAAGCUCAAAUAAGCUCCAAUAAUAAGUCUGUAUCCAAACGGGCUCAUCAUCCUCUAGGAUUAUGUUUAUAUUGUAGACAGGUUGAAGCUAGAUUAGAUUCCCCAGUAUUUUUAUCUUCUCUAGUUGUAGGUGGAUGUUCAUCAGUUAAAUUUAUUGGAGAAAGGGAUUGAUUCAGCAAAAAACUGGCACCUAGUCUCUUAUUGAUCAAUGAACAUGUUAUGAAACACAAUUCAUUAUAAUUUCUAUCCGAACUCGGAUGUUGUUGAGGUAUUGUUUCUA